AUGAAAGUCACUACUAUUCUUCUUAUUCUUUUUUGCCUUCCUUGCGUGGCCACCAGCACCGAAGAUGAUUUUCAAGGUACAGUAAAGCAAAGAACCAUACAUUUCUUUAUGAAAUUUAGAAAAUUUUUUGAACUUCAUUAAGGCAGGUUAAACUAUCGUGUUUGUAUUCUGCUGAUAGUUAAUUUCACUCGGAAUCACUCUUGGAGUUGAAUAAACAAAAGCAGAAAAAUUCAGAAUUCACUGCUGAAGGAAAUUAAAUAUUAUUAAUACCUUCUUCUUUUUCGAAUUUUACGCGGAGAAUGCACAACGAAUACCAUUUGCCUUGUACAUGUAGGUUUUAGUGAAUCGUAUCCGUCAUUUCUCCGUAAAAACACAUUUUGUCAUCCACGUCUUUCUUUUGAAUGAAAUUAGAAUAUUUUAGCUGUAGAAUCAGUGACAAAAUUUUAGGCCUCGUAGGCUCAGGCCUAGGUAAAAUAUCGAGCUAUUCAUGAGACGAACCGAACUUGGUGAGUUAAAUUCAUGAAAAGUUCGACGUCUGGCUCCGUUAAGUUCGUCUUAAAAUGAUUCGGAUCUUCCAACACCGUUCUAUCCGUCUGCUUCAGACUGAUAGAACGUCUGAAAAUCGUCUCCGGGACAAACGUCCAUCUUCACAUGCGACGAACUACAAACUUAUAAGUUAAAAUUUGUAUGAUAAUGUAUAAUUAGCCUCAUUAUAAAAGAGAAAAUUUAUCAAAAUUGCGUUUUAAUAGGAUUCAGUUGAUUGGUUCGAGGCGUCCUAAAUUCGACUUCUGACCCAAAAGACGAUCUUAACUUAUUUUAGGUCGACCCAAAUUAGCGUUUGGUUCAUCUUUUGAAAAGUUUGCGGUUUGGCCUAGGCCUCAGAUUUUUUUCAUCGAUAAUGGUUAUCUUCACGCCGAUGGAGUUGGUUGACUGUGCGAGCACUACCUUAUUUGUCCUAAACGGAUAUUGUCAUUUGCAAGAACACUGUAUUCUUCCGCUGCUAUUAGGGAGCUUAAGCAACAGCGUUUUUGAGCGGCGCACGUUAACCGGAAGUGGACUUUUUUUCAUUCGUGGGCAAUGUUUUUGCCCAAAUGUUCAGGCGAAAUGACUGUACUAGAGGAAAGAAAGACAGCAAAACAAAUGUGGUGGUUUCAAGGUAUAUUAAACGAUAAAAGGCCCUACUUCAGGUUGAAGUGCGUCGCUCAAAAACGCCUUUGCUUAACCCUGUAAGCCCUAAGAGUGAUGAGCAUCAAAUUUCUCCUUGUAAUAUCAAUGCUUUGUACAACAGAGCGGUCAUGAGAAUUACGGACAUGAUCACGCAAGAUGAAUUUGCUUGAUAUUUUAUCAACUUCUCCCCACUACUUCUAUAGGAAAUGAAUAGGGGCAACAAAUGAGACUUCAAAUUUUGAUCUUAGGGUUUAAAGGGUUAAGCUCCUUAUUGAUAGUGAAAUUCAAAAUACACACCUUACAGAUGAAUAUUAUUGCAAAUCAGAACGUACUUUUGUUUUUUCUCUAGUUGAAUGUUCUAUACUGUCAAACGCCAUGUUCAAACACGCAACAAAUUUUCAUGAUAACGGGCCUUUUUCUUCUCCUAGCUUUAGAAGUAACAGUCAGCACUGUAAUCAGUUAAUAAAACCUUGCAGGUUGUUACUGGACGGUUUAUAUUUUAAUUCACUCGGUUUUUCGAACUAUAAUAAUAAUAACAUAAUUUAUAUAGCGCUAACUCCACUAAUUGACCAAAGCGCUUAAAGGUGUUUAAAGGCUUUAAGGUGACUUCAGUAGAAUUGCCUUGAAGUAUAUGUACGUGUCAAACUGACACGUACAUAAAGAAGACAUAUACUUGGUAUUAUAAAUUGUGGUUUUACGUUCAGGGGUCCAAGGAAAAGCCUUAUACUAUAAUAAUGUCCAUAGUAUUCAUCAAUCUGAUUGCUACAAAUCAUUUAUUCUUGUAUUUUUACUAAAUUAAUUUUCUGUGAACGUGACUAGUUAAAUGAAACUUAUUAACAGUUAUAUCUGAUAUCAUUUACAUUUAGAUUCUUUAGAUUUCUAAAAAUUUAUGGGUGCUAAUACCUUUAAAGGAAGUAACGGGGACUUACUCAUUAAAAUUGUUGUAAAUUUAUCGUGUAUUGUUUUUUAAAUUUAAAAACUGGUCUCCGGAUGAUAUUGUGAAUUAAUUCACUCGUUUGCUGAUAUUCUCUUAGCAACGCAAGACCAUGCACGUGAAUUUUGUCGUAUAUUACUAAUAAUAUAUGAUAUCGACGUGAUAAUUUUCAAUGUUCUGUAAGUCUCCCAGCUAACCCUCAGUUAUCGAAAUGAUCGAUUAUCAGUCUAGAUUAAUGGCAUAUGAUUAGUGUCACUUUAGUAGGACAGUAUUUAGGGGUAAUAAAUCGUGGCGGAUAACAUACCUGAUAAAUACGGAUAUUUGAUUAUUUAUUGCACAGAGAGCACACGUGACGAAGGAAUUCCUUUAACAGAGGAGGAAGAGCAAGAGGAUGAUGAAAAUCUGAAUGAAAUCGAAGUUAAUCAAAGUAGGUUUAAACUUCAGGUACAUUGCAGGAGUUUUGGUUAGAGCCCCCUGCUCUCCGUCUCCCUCUUCCCCCGCCAAGUUUUUUCGAAGAUUCGAGAUCUUCGUGUUUACAGUCUUCUUUUUUAUCAUGUAAUAUCACCCUGAUUUAGAAGACUUAAGCACCUUCCUCGAUAUUCAGCGGUUAUGAAAAAAAAGGACUUUGAAUUCAUGAUUAGAGUUAGAUUCUCUCAAUAGGACGAUAUGGUCGCCUUUCCUUUUAAGGUAAAUCAAUAUAGCCGACUUGACGUGGCGUCAAAAUGGCGGCUAACGGAAAACUCAGUAAAUUUCAUCAUGUCAUUAUCUCACAGAGCUGCCAACAUAUAUGGUCAUCGGAAAAAGUCCAGGUAAAAUUUUCUCAUUUUUUGAAGACAACGUUCCUGUUGUUGGAUAUGAUGACCGAAAAGAUCAAAAUUGAUACAGAAUAAUUUAUUUGCAGCUGAAGAAUAACAUGAUACAUGAAUCAGUAAAGAAUCAAACCAGUAUUAUCAAGUGAACACACAUUUGUAAAAGACCAGAAAACAUUGAUGUUACGUUAAGAUCACGACAAAACAGAUAUGAAUUAGAUCUUAAUGUUUUGUGAUUUUUUAAAGGGAAUGGAGUUGAUGCAUUUGAAGGAGACAUAAUGAUGACGGCAGAGCAGUACGAAGAACUGAAAAAAGAAUUUGAACAAACAGGGCAAAAAUUGCCUCAGCAUUAA
Messenger RNA from Porites evermanni, 3263 nucleotides. The record is from the annotation of a GenBank genome assembly. NCBI's taxonomy places the organism in Eukaryota, Metazoa, Cnidaria, Anthozoa, Scleractinia, Poritidae.